Trichoderma breve is the source of this 756-nucleotide messenger RNA. Its product is annotated as MED7 protein domain-containing protein. The record is from RefSeq and is a predicted model, not a curated record. The transcript is spliced from 2 exons. Gene Ontology annotation, molecular function: transcription coregulator activity. The coding region runs from base 1 to 756 and encodes 251 amino acids. Lineage: Eukaryota; Fungi; Ascomycota; Sordariomycetes; Hypocreales; Hypocreaceae. Gene Ontology annotation, biological process: regulation of transcription by RNA polymerase II. Gene Ontology annotation, cellular component: core mediator complex; mediator complex.
AUGGACGAGCAGCAGGAGCCGCACUCGCUGGCGUCGACGUUUCCAAACCCGCCGGAUUUCUGGAAGGAAUUCACACCAGAGAGAAUCGCAGAGAUUAUAGAGCUGCGACGGGCUCAGGCCGCCGAUGGCGAGGACGUGGACAGUGUGCAGAUCCCGAAUCUGCCUGAGCAUCUGAGGGCUCUGCAGCCGCCGCCUGAACCGGCAGAUGGACGGUGGCGAGUCUUUGGCGACCAGUACAUGCUCGACGACAAACUCCCGACUCUCGAGGAGCAGGGCAUCGAAAACCUGCCCGCAACAGCCUCCUCCAGCGCCAAAGACGCCAAGCACUACGAUCGCGCCUUUGAGCUCAAGCGCCUGACCAAAUCUCUACUACUCAACUUCCUCGAGAUGGUCGGCACCCUGGCGCGCAAUGCCAGCGACGCCGAGGCCAAGAUUGCCGACUUACGCACUAUAUUGAUUAACAUUCACCACAUCCUCAACGAGUACCGCCCGCAUCAGGCUCGCGAAUCGGCCAUUGAGAUGAUGCAGGACCAUCUUGAUCGUACACGCACCGAAACGGCCGCCAUUCGCACGCAGGUCGACAAGGCGAGGAAAGUUCUUGAAGGCCUGGGUAGCUUGGACUUGUCGGCGAUUCCAAAGGAACAAAUUCCGGUGGAGGAUCCGACGGCAACGUGGACGGACGAGGAGAAUCUCUUAACUGAGAAGACGCUGAGAGAGGCCAAGGUGUGGGCUAUGGCUGAUGCGGUUAUCGAAUAG